Molecule: messenger RNA, 474 nt
Organism: Rotaria sp. Silwood1
Lineage: Eukaryota; Metazoa; Rotifera; Eurotatoria; Philodinida; Philodinidae
Source: the annotation of a GenBank genome assembly
AUGGGUGGUCCCGGUAUAAUUGAUGGUAAAGAGCAUCCAGAAACAGAUAAUUUUCUUCCAUGUAAAUUUGUUAUUGAUGGAAUAACAUAUUCAUCAGCCGAAAAUUAUUUUCAAUGUGCUAAAACAACAAAUGAACAAGAUCGAAAAAAGAUUUUGAAUGCAGGACCAGGUGAUUCAUGUCGAUUAGCUGGACAAACGAUUCAAUUAAGAUCAGAUUGGGAAUCGAUUAAAGUCGAUGAAAUGUAUAAAGGAAAUUUAGCAAAAUUUCAACAAAAUGAAGAUUUAAGAAAACCUCUAUUAGAAUCUGGUACAGGAUCCGUUCAUUUUACAUUAUCAACACCUUUUUGGAAUCAUUGGAAUGAUCUUAUCAUGCAAAGAAUUCGAGCUGAACUACGUCAAAACGGCGAAGAAGACGCUCAUCGUGCAACAGAAAUUCGUCAAGCAAUGGAAAAAUAUGCGCAGGAGAAUAAAUAA